AUGGACGAUCAUGGCGAGUUCGACAGCGUCUCAUGGCAACGAGAAGAUACACCAGAGGGGGAAUCAUCAGCUCCGUUUCACGGCAGCCUGCCAGAUAGAUCCGCCACCGGGCCGCGGAGCGACAGCAUAUCCAGUGAACCUCAGGCAGGUGAACAUGCGGACAACGUCGACUUGGGUGGCAUAGGCCGCGACGGUAUCUUGGAAGUGACUGUUGAUACUCCACUCAAAGAGAACGACGGUACCAAAGAUGCUUAUGUUUCGUACUUGGUCACCACUCAUACAGACUUCAAGUCCUUUCAAAAGACCGACUUUGCUGUCCGGCGACGUUUCACAGACUUUGUCUUCCUCCGACAGACAUUGCACCGAGAUUAUCAAGCCUGCGCGAUCCCUCCUUUACCUGAGAAGAACAACAUGGCCUAUGUUCGAGGAGACCGGUUUAGCACAGAAUUCACCCAGCGCCGGGCGUGGUCGUUACAUCGCUUCCUCAAAAGGUGCACUCUGCACCCGGUAUUACGGAGAGCUCCCAUACUUCUGUUGUUCCUAGAGACCGGAGAUUGGAAUGCACAGAUGCGAAUGAGACCAUCACGCAGCAAUACGCUGGGCGAAAGCGGGGCGAGCAACACAUCGGCUCCGUCAGGAUUCUUCGAUAACGUCGCGGAUACCAUGUUGAACGCCUUCUCCAAAGUCCACAAACCCGACAAACGGUUUAUUGAAGUGACAGAACGCGCCAACAAACUCGACGAAGACUUGUCGCAUGUUGAGAAAAUCAUUGCCCGCGUCGCUCGAAGAGAAGGGGAUCUUGAAACUGACUACGCCGACCUUGCCAACAACAUGCGCAGACUGACUCCCUUAGAACCAGCAAUCGAAGCUCAGCUGCAAACUUUCGCCGGGUGCGUGGAAGAGACGUCGAGAGGGUGGAAACAACUGAAGGACCACACGGAUCAAAACUACCUGGGGAGUCUCCGAGAUAUGGAGGCAUACAUCAAUUCCGUCAAAUCGCUCCUGAAGACACGCGAGCAAAAGCAGCUCGAUUUCGAAGGACUCACGGACUACCUGCAAAAGGCCACCUCAGAACGCGACCUGUUAGCUUCGAAUAACCCUUACUCACAUGGCAGCAAUCUGAAUCCGGCGACCUUCAUCCGCAACAAAGUCGAAGACAUGCGCGGGGUUGACCAUGAGACCUCCCGCCGCGAACGCGCGCGCAAACUAGAACUCAAAAUUGCAGAGCUCAACCGAGAGGUUGACAGCGCCAAAUCCACCAGCGAAAUGUUCGAUGAGCAGGUGGUCCGCGAGGUUGCCGACUUUGAACGGAUCAAGGGAGUGGAGUUUCGCGAUAGCCUGGGCGCUUUGGCAACCCAACAUAUGGAGUUUUACCAGAAUGUCAUCUCGACGUGGGAAAGGUUCCUGGUUGAUAUGGAUGCUGACAAGCACAUACACAAAGAUAAGGGGAGGGCAGCUGCAUAG
Messenger RNA from Fonsecaea multimorphosa CBS 102226, 1464 nucleotides. RefSeq lists its product as uncharacterized. Lineage: Eukaryota; Fungi; Ascomycota; Eurotiomycetes; Chaetothyriales; Herpotrichiellaceae. The transcript has 2 exons. The coding region runs from base 1 to 1464 and encodes 487 amino acids. Gene Ontology annotation, molecular function: phosphatidylinositol binding. Gene Ontology annotation, cellular component: phagophore assembly site. The record is from RefSeq and is a predicted model, not a curated record. Gene Ontology annotation, biological process: autophagy; cytoplasm to vacuole targeting by the Cvt pathway.